GCGAAUUACAUCAUCAUUGAUUUGAUAACGACUGCUAAACUCAAUCGCUCUAUCCUCUGCAAUUAAAUAUUUCAACGACAGCUGAAAAGAAAGACGUAUAAUGAGUACAACUGGAAAAGUAAUAAAAUGCUUAGCAGCCGUUGCCUGGGAGGCCGGCAAACCUUUAUCAAUCGAAGAAAUUGAAGUAGACCCACCCAAAGCCGGUGAAGUUCGUGUUCAGAUUAAAGCCACCGGCGUCUGUCAUACCGACGCGUACACAUUGUCAGGAAAGGAUCCAGAAGGUGUAUUUCCUGUUGUUUUAGGCCACGAAGGUGGUGGUGUCGUUGAAAGUGUCGGUGAAGGAGUCACUUCCGUAAAACCUGGUGAUCAUGUCAUUCCACUUUACAUCCCACAAUGUAACACAUGUAAGUUCUGUUUAAGUUCUAAAACUAAUCUGUGCCAGAAGGUGAGAAUCACACAAGGCCAAGGUGUAAUGCCUGAUGGUACCAAGAGACUUCACUGCAAAGGUCAAGACUUGUACCACUUCAUGGGAUGUUCUACUUUUAGCCAGUAUACUGUGGUUUUAGAAAUUUCACUCUGUAAAGUUAAUGAAACUGCUCCAUUGGAUAAAGUGUGUUUAUUGGGUUGUGGAAUUCCAACUGGAUAUGGUGCAGCACUGAAUACAGCCAAAGUGGAGCCUGGCUCCAGUUGUGCAAUUUUUGGCCUUGGAGCAGUAGGCCUGGCUGUAGCUCUUGGAUGUAGGAUGGCUGGUGCUAAACGAAUAAUUGGAGUAGAUAUCAAUCCUGCAAAGUUUGAAGUUGCUAAAAAGUUUGGUGUCAAUGAGUUUGUCAAUCCUAAAGAUUACGAAAAACCAAUCCAAGAAGUGCUUGUUGGCUUGACUGAUGGUGGAUUAGAUUACACAUUUGAAUGCAUUGGUAAUGUGAAUACUAUGAGGUCUGCUCUGGAAGCCUGUCACAAAGGUUGGGGUGUUUCAGUUAUCAUUGGAGUAGCUGGUGCUGGUGAAGAAAUCAGUACCCGACCCUUCCAGCUAGUGACAGGUCGUACCUGGAAGGGGACUGCAUUUGGAGGUUAUAAGAGCCGUGAUAAUGUACCAAAGCUGGUUGAUGAAUAUCUCUCUCAAAAGCUGCCAAUUGAUGAUUUUGUGACUCAUAAUGUUCCAUUGAAAGAGAUAAAUGAAGCAUUUCAUUUGAUGCACUCAGGUCAAGCUAUUCGUGCUGUUGUACAUUUCUAAAUUGAAUGUUACAUCUUAAUGUUAACUAUUAACAAACAAACAUAUGGUACAAAGUUGUAUGUAUAAAUAAAAAAUAUUUUAGAUUUUAUAUUAUUU
Molecule: messenger RNA, 1327 nt
Organism: Diatraea saccharalis (sugarcane borer)
Lineage: Eukaryota; Metazoa; Arthropoda; Insecta; Lepidoptera; Crambidae
Source: the annotation of a GenBank genome assembly